Molecule: messenger RNA, 680 nt
Organism: Prinia subflava (tawny-flanked prinia)
Lineage: Eukaryota; Metazoa; Chordata; Aves; Passeriformes; Cisticolidae
Product: protein S100-A9-like
Exons: 3
Coding region: 166-543 (125 amino acids)
Cellular component (GO): cytoplasm
Molecular function (GO): calcium-dependent protein binding; calcium ion binding; transition metal ion binding
Source: RefSeq, a predicted model, not a curated record
CUGGCACAGCCCGGAGCUCGGGGAGGGGAUAAAAGGCGUCGUGCCCUGCUCAGCAUCACUCGAUCCUCCUGCUGAUCCUCCUGCUGAUCCUCCUGCUGAUCCUCCUGCUGAUCCUCCUGCUGAUCCUCCUGCGCGUCCUCUGCAGAGCCCAGAACUUCCCCGAGGAUGAAAACCGACCUGGAGCUGGCUCUGGAAUGCGCCGUCAACGUUUACCACCAGUACGCGGUGCAGCGCCCCGUGGACGAUUACCUGAGCAAGGGAGAGUUCUCCAAGCUGCUCAAGGAGACGGCCGGGCCCUUCCUGAGGAACACGGCGCCGCCCAACACCAGCACCGACCGCUACAUCGCGCAGCUCUUCGCCAAGGCCGACGCCAACCACGACGGGCGCCUCAAGUUCACCGAGUUCCUGACCACGCUGAGCCAAGUGGCCAUCAAUGCCCACAACAGGUCCCAUGAGGGCCCUGGUGGUCACCACGGCCACGGGCCUGACCAUAGCCAUGACCAUGACCACGACCACGGCCACGGGCCCGGCCACCGUCACUGAAAUGGGAGCAUCUCCGAGCCACGGGACCCGGUGUCCCCCCAGCCUUGCCUGUACCCAACCCUUUGUCACCUUCCCCUUCUCUGUGGCGUUGAAAUAAAAUCUCCUCCUCUGAGCACCAAACCCGUCCGUGUUCCGUG